Messenger RNA from Castor canadensis (American beaver), 2352 nucleotides. RefSeq names its product homeodomain interacting protein kinase 4 (gene Hipk4). The record is from RefSeq and is a predicted model, not a curated record. Gene Ontology annotation, biological process: peptidyl-threonine phosphorylation; peptidyl-serine phosphorylation. Gene Ontology annotation, molecular function: protein serine/threonine kinase activity; ATP binding; protein tyrosine kinase activity. Gene Ontology annotation, cellular component: nucleus; cytoplasm. NCBI's taxonomy places the organism in Eukaryota, Metazoa, Chordata, Mammalia, Rodentia, Castoridae.
GGCCUCUCCAGGGUUCCGCCACUGGGUGGGGGAGGGGGGGCCUGACCUGGCACCCCACCCCCCAUUCCAGCCCAGGGCUCAGGUCUCCAACAACAGAACCAGAGCCACUCAGCAACACUGGAACCCAUUUGGGGAGGCCUGGGGCCCCUCAACCCAAGCCGGGAGGGCUUUGGGGGAGGGGUACAGCCCCUGACAGACUUGCCGUGUGGCCAAGGGGGCCGAGGGGUGCCAGGAAGGUGGGGGCCAACCUCGUAGGGGAGGGCACGAGUGUGGUUCUCUUUCCUGCACUGGGGGCCCGGAAGGGUCGGCGGCUGGGCAGGAGGCUUUGCCGACAAAGCCCGUGGUUCAGGGGUCAGGACAGGGUGGUGACUGGUGGCCAGGGCACCAUGGCCACCAUCCAGUCAGAGACCGACUGUUAUGACAUCAUCGAGGUGCUGGGCAAGGGCACUUUCGGGGAGGUGGCCAAGGGCUGGCGACGGAGCACAGGUGAGAUGGUGGCCAUCAAAAUUCUGAAGAACGACGCAUACCGCAGCCGCAUCAUCAAGAACGAGCUGAAGCUCCUGCGCUGUAUGCGAGGCCUGGACCCCGACGAGGCCCAUGUCAUCCGCUUCCUGGAGUUCUUCCAUGACGCCUUCAAGUUCUACCUGGUCUUCGAGCUGCUGGAGCAAAACCUCUUCGAGUUCCAGAAGGAGAACAACUUCGCACCCCUCCCUGCCCGCCACAUCCGCACGGUCACCCUGCAGGUGCUCAGAGCCCUGGCCCGGCUCAAGGAGCUGGCCAUCAUCCACGCUGACCUCAAGCCAGAGAACAUCAUGCUGGUGGACCAGACCCGAUGCCCCUUCAGGGUCAAGGUGAUCGACUUUGGCUCGGCCAGCAUCUUCAGCGAGGUGCGCUAUGUAAAGGAGCCGUACAUCCAGUCCCGGUUCUACAGGGCCCCUGAGAUUCUGCUGGGGCUGCCCUUCUGUGAGAAGGUGGAUGUGUGGUCACUGGGCUGCGUCAUGGCUGAGCUGCACCUGGGCUGGCCCCUCUACCCAGGCAACAAUGAGUACGACCAGGUGCGCUACAUCUGUGAGACCCAGGGCCUGCCCAAGCCGCACCUGCUGCACGCCGCCCGCAAGGCCCACCACUUCUUCAAGCGCAACCCCCACCCUGAUGCCACUAACCCCUGGCAGCUCAAGUCCUCUGCUGACUACCUGGCCGAGACUAAGGUGCGCCCACUGGAACGCCGCAAGUACAUGCUCAAGUCCCUGGACCAGAUCGAGACAGUGAAUGGCGGCGGGGCUGCCAGCCGGCUGACCUUCCCGGACCGCGAGGUGCUGGCGGAGCACGCCGACCUCAAGAGCAUGGUAGAGCUGAUCAAGCGCAUGCUGACGUGGGAGUCGCACGAGCGCAUCAGCCCCAGCGCGGCCCUGCGCCACCCCUUCGUGUCCAUGCAGCAGCUGCGCAGUGCGCACGAGAACACUCGCUACUACCAGCUCUCGCUGCGCAGCUGCCGCCUGUCGCUGCAGGUGGAGGGCAAGUCUCUCCCGCCCAUGGUCGCUGCCGCCGAGGACGGGCCCCCCUACUACCGACUGGCCGAGGAGGAGGAGUCCAUGAGCAUGGGUAGCGUGGCAGGCAAUGGGCCCUUCUUCCAGGAGGAGAAGGCCCCUGGCGUGCAGAGAGCCAUCGACCAGCUUGAUGACCUGAGCCUGCAAGAGGCUGGGCGAGGGCUGUGGAGCGAGACCCGAGCCGAUGCGGUCUCUGACAUUCUGGCCCCAUUGAAGGCAGCCACCACUGGCCGCUGGGUCCCCGAGUCAGGCCCAGAGCCCAUCCUGGCCUUCUAUGGCAGCCGCCUGGUAGGCUGCCAUAAGGCCCGAAAGCCACCUGCCGGCUCCAAGUCCGACUCCAACUUCAGUAACCUCAUCCGGCUGAGCCAGGCCUCACCUGAGGAUUCUGGGCCCUGCAGGGGCAGUGGCUGGGAGGAAGGAGAGUGCCAAGGGGCCUCUGCGGAGCUGCCUACCAUCCCACAGCGGGAAGGGGAUGGGCCUAGCAUCAAGGACAUGACCAUGGAUGCUGAGAGGUCAGGCCCCGAACUCUUUGAUCCUGGCAGCUGUCCUGGCGAGUGCUUGAGUGAGCCAGACUGGACCCUGGAGGGUGUUCGGGGACCAUGGGCUCAAGGGCUUCCACCCCGCCACCCCCACCCGCAUGGUCCUCCCCGAGCCACCAGCUUCUUGCAGCACGUUGGUGGGCACCACUGAUGGUGACCUCAUCCCUGCCCAUUACUGGGGCUGGCAUCCCUGCUUGAACUGAACUGUUCCACACAGCCAUCCUCAAACCCACAAAUUAUUUUUACAGAAAAAGAGUUAUCCAGAA